AACGCAGUGUCGAAAAAACUGUCGGACAGUUUUUACCUUCGCAACGAUAUGUGGAAGCAACUGUUGUUUUUAGUGAUUCUCACGGUUACGCCCAUCAAACGCAUAGAUGGAAAUAACCACACCAUUAUUCCUGAUGUGAGUAGUGACACCACCACUGUUUCUGCUGUGAAUAGUGAUGAUACCACUAUUUUUACUGUGAAUAGUACACCUGAACAACCGUCGAGGAAUUUGACUGGCCGGAUAGUCAAUGGAACAGCGGCAUAUUUAGGUCAAUUUUCUCAACAGGUUUCGCUGAGAAGAAGAUAUUCUCAAGCGCACUUCUGUGGUGGUAAUAUAAUCACGCCAGAAUGGAUCCUUACUGCUGGGCAUUGCAUGUUUGCGAUAAAAACCGGAGAAUUGCUCGAACCGUACACAAUAAUAGUCGUAGCCGGAGAAGUUGCUUUGAAGCAUACAAGUUUCGCUCGGCAAUGGAGUUACGUUUCCAAGUUGAUCGUUCAUCCAGAGUACGAUAAGGAAACAUUGCGCAAUGACGUUGCGCUCCUAAAGCUGCUAAAGCCAUUCGCAGUCGACGAAUACGCCGCACCAGCUCCACUCGCUCGAAUUCCCAUGAAACCCGGAACGCUUUGUCAGGUGUCUGGCUGGGGCUAUCAAAAAUUCGAGGAGCCGAUCGUAAGUGGCAAAUUAUUGUUCAUCGACGUUCCAUUGGUGGAGACGUCUUUGUGUCAAAAACUGCUGGAAAACAUUACGGAAAUCAAUGAAGGCCAAAUAUGCGCUGGAUACAUGGAAGGACAGCGCGACGCUUGCGGGGGAGAUUCGGGCGGCGGACUGAUCUGCGAAGGAUUUCUCACGGGCAUAGUAUCCAACGGCUACAACUGCGCUUUGCCCUUGAUCCCCGGAUGGUACUCGGACGUUAGAUUUUACGCGCCGUGGAUCAGCAAGCACGUGGAUCUGACGAGCAAUUUGGACUAUCGCGUUGGUAUGGUUCGCGAUAAUUCUGCCGCUGUGGAAACCUUAUCGCUCUCAACGUUUUUACUCUCGACGAUCGCUGUUAUCUAUACACAGUUUGUAUUCAGUCGAGAAAAUAAAUAGUAUCUGACUUUGAAUAAAUAAUUCGACCGCAG
Molecule: messenger RNA, 1121 nt
Organism: Nasonia vitripennis (jewel wasp)
Lineage: Eukaryota; Metazoa; Arthropoda; Insecta; Hymenoptera; Pteromalidae
Gene: SP82
Product: serine protease 82
Biological process (GO): proteolysis
Molecular function (GO): serine-type endopeptidase activity
Source: RefSeq, marked validated